GUCAAGUACAAAGAGAAGUACGAGAAGGCGAAGGGCCACUACGUUCCCGUCAUGGACACUCCUCAGAUCCUUCACGCCAAGGCCGUGCGCGUGCUGGCGUCAGAGGUGAAGUACAAGGAGAAGUUUGACAAGGAGAUGAAAGGAAAGAGACCACAAUAUGACAUGAAAGAGAGUAAGAUUUAUAAGACUCUGAAGGAUGCCAAUGAACUGGCCAGUGAGUACCGCUACAAGAGGAAGUUUGAGGAGAGUAAGGGUCACUACCACAUGAUCCCAGACACCCCAGAGCAGCUCCAUCUCAAGGAGGCUUCUGAGCUCCAGAGCAACGUUAAAUACAAGGAGAAAUACGAGAGGGAGAAGGGCAAACCCAUGCUGGACUUUGAGACUCCCACAUAUGUGACGGCUAAGGAGGCGCAGCACAUGCAGAGCCAGAAAGACUAUAGGAAGGACUUUGAGGAGUCCAUGAGGGGAAAGAACCUCUCGGGCUUGGAGGUCACCCCCGCCAUGAUUCAUGUCAGACACGCCACCAAAAUAGCCAGUGAGAGAGAGUAUAAGAAGUCUUUGGAGCAGGAGAUAAAGGGCAAGGGAAUGUUGGCUCUGGCCACGGACACCCCGGACUUCAUGAGGGCGAGAAAUGCCACCGACAUCCUCAGCCAGACCAAGUACAAGCAGACGGCUGAGAUGGACAGGGCGAGCUACACCACGGUCAUCGACACCCCCGACAUCAUCCACGCCCAGCAGAUGAAGAACAUCGUGAGCCAGAAAAAGUACAGAGAGGAGGCGGAGAAGACCAUGUCCCACUACGUUCCGGUUCUGGACACCCCGGAGAUGCAGAGACUUCAGUACCAGGUUGACCUAAAAAACAUAAAGGAAAUUAGGCUAACCCCUGGUUCAUGCUUUCGCCCCCCCCCCCGUCCCUCAAAGAUUCACUACAAGGAGGAUUUGGGAGGAGGAACGGCUUUGCCGGAGACCCCUGAGAUGGAGAGAGUUAAACGCAACCAGCGGAACAUUAGCACGGUACUCCACCGAAUUCAGUACAAGGACUGUGUGGGUCAGGGCACAGCCAUCCCAGAUCUGCCCGAGGUCAAGCGGGUCCGAGACACCCAGAAGAAUAUCAGUCUGGUAGAGAAACAGGCUGCCGUGGCCCCUCCUCCAUCUUCAUUCCCCAAACUCUAA
Menidia menidia (Atlantic silverside) is the source of this 1173-nucleotide messenger RNA. NCBI's taxonomy places the organism in Eukaryota, Metazoa, Chordata, Actinopteri, Atheriniformes, Atherinopsidae. The record is from the annotation of a GenBank genome assembly.